CUUUUCGCGUAGAUCAUAAAUUACCGAGUUGCAUUGAACGCAACGUGUUGAAAGAAAAUCGAUAUUUUCGGUGUGUCCGUGAACGCAGCUCCUGUAUAAGAAUGGCGGACGGAGCGAGGGGAGUCUUACAGGAAGGAGGUUUCGAAAGUUGUUAUUGUUCGUACAUCUGAAGCGCCGCGGCGCUGCCACAUUUUCAGUCCUGGAAAAUCUUAUUUUCUGAAGCGACCGACUUCUGUAAAACACUACAAUGAAACUUUAGUCAUUAAAUUAGACGCACAGCGUGGAUAAGUGACGAGAGGAGAGAUGGCCAUCGCCCACGUGGCUACAGAGUACGUGUUCACCGACUUCCUGCUGAAGCAGCCAAACCAGGCUCCAUACCGCAACAUCCGAACGGAGCUGGCUGUGGACAAAAUGGUGACCUACGUGUCCAUUUUUGUGCCCCUCCUCUUCAUCUCGCUGGCCUUCGCCCAGGAGGUCUCAGUCGGUACUCAGAUCAGUUGUUUUUCUCCCUCCAACUUCUCCUGGAAACAGGCCGGCUAUGUGGACUCGUACUGCUGGGCAGCCGUUCACACACACACACUACCUCUGUGGCUGCACAAGUUCUUCCCCUACAUCCUGCUGCUGGUGGCGGUGCUGAUGUCCUGCCCCGCCCUGUUCUGGAGAGUUUCAGCAGCGCCUCUCCUGAUGUCGGACCUCACCUUCAUCAUGGAGGAGUUGGAUCGCUGCUACAACCGUGCCGUCACUCUGGCCAAGCGGUUGGGGUCCUCCGUGUCGCUCACCUCAGACAGCGACCCCACCGAGGGCUGCUUCAACUACCCGCUGGUGGAGAAGUUCCUGAUGACCAAGCGACGCUCACGGGUGCUGCUGUCCUACUACCUGCUGUGUCGCGGCCUCACCCUGGUCACCCUGCUCUGUGCCUGCCUCUACCUGGGUUACUACCUCGGCCUGGCCUCCAUCACCGACGAGUUCGGCUGCCCGCUGCGUGUCGGCCUGCUGGUCAACGACACCAGCAUCCCGGAGAAGGUUCAGUGUAAACUCAUCGCCGUAGGCGUCUUCUCUCUGCUCAGUGCUGUCAACUUGGCCAUCUUCAUCGCGCUGAUGCCGGUGGUGAUCUACGCCAGCGUCCGGCCCCUCUUCUGCCAGAAAUAUGCCCGUUUCCUGGAAACCUACCAGUCGCUUCCCACUGUGAGCGUCCUGCCCUCCCCUGACGGCCAAUGGGACGACCUGUCUCUGGUUCUGCUCUACGUGGAGGAGAAUAUCAGCGAGCUCAAGUCGUACAAGUACAUGAAGGUGUUGGAGAUGUUGAGGAAGCGCGGCGAAUGUUCUGGAGAAAACUUUGACACGGUGGGGCUGCUUCAGACCCUCUGCCUGGUGAAGAUGGACACCGUGGACGCACACAGAACCAUUGCUGCUAAGGCCAAACCGGAUGAAGUGAAAACCAGUCCUGCAGAGGCAGCAGCCGACGACGGAGCAGCUCAGAACAACGUCCGCCGUCCGAAUUCUGCGUCUGGAAACAACAGCAAGAUGGAAACGGAGAUGCAAGAGCUCAGUCCACUGCUGCCAGGACUCGAUGAGACAGGCAGUAAAACCGGAGAGGGCGGGACUCUUCGUCAGCGAGUGAUGUGAUUGGCUGGAUUGGACUGGAGCCCCCCAAUAAUGAUGGAGUCGUAAAGAUGCUCUAUAGCUUUGUGCUCAACAUGGAGAUGACUUUUUUUUUUCCUCUUGUGGGAGAAAUAACCUGAAACUGAUGCCAAAAGACCAAAACCAGUGUUGGUUUUGCAUUUCAGGAUUUUACUAAAUUUAUUUUCUUAAACUGUUGAUUGUAUUUCAGAUAUGAUUGUUAUAAACACUGGAAAAAAACUGAAUAUACCCCAAGCUGCCAUCAGAGGUCUGCAGUGACAGAAGAGCUGAAGAAUAUGGCUUGAAAUCAGAUCAUCUCAGUCUGAGUUUACAUGUUGAUCUCUGACAGUUUACAGACUCUUUUAGUGAGGACAGCUGCUGGGCCUGAAUACGAUCGUUAUUUAGACUUUAGCUGAUUGUUUGAAUCUGUGCUGCAGAUUUAAUUUUUCAUUUCUGAAGAAAUCAGAAAGGGCUCCAGCUGCAUCUCUAAAGCCUGUGACAGAUGUUUCUGAAGAUGGGAAAACCUUAGAGGAGAAAAAUAUUGUUUUCAGGAACUGAAUGUGUGAUCAGCUUUUUGGAUUCUCUGUGAAAUGGUACAGAAAAAAACAUGUUGUGUUUUUUGUUUGCAUCGUUUGUUUGGGAGCGUUUAGUUGUUAUUGGAUGGUCGACAAUAUUUCAGGAUGUUUUUUUUUUAUGUUAUAAAAUGGGAAUUGCACAAUGUGAUUUGUUGUUUACUCCAUGAUUUUGUUUCACCAGGUUUUAAUCUGUCUAAGCUGAUUUUCCUGCUGACAUGGAUCGUUUUCUCUAAUUCAGACCCUCUUUUUGCUAUUUUAGAGGUACAGAUGCGUGAAGCUUGUUUAAAAAAACGUACGAGAUGUUCAUCAGAGUUAGUUUUAAAAAAAAACUUAACUCACCAAAACAUGUGCAAAAAGUGUGGAGUUUGGUACUUUGAGCUUUAAUGGUUUAAUACGUUGUUUGUGAUUCUCAGGAACAGAAACAUCUGCUGCUUCAGAUGAUUUUACUUUACUGUUUUUACUCCCUGUGCCUGAACUCGACAUGUGUUCAUUAAAUGUCUGUAAGAUCCUCUCGCUGUUGGCUCUUCUUGAUGUGGAUGGUAAUAAAUAUUGUUCUAAUGAUGAUGAUGUUGACUGUUUUUCGUAUGAUGAGCAGUUGUAACUUUUUGUAGCAUUAAAGGCAAAAUGUAAUGUUUGGUGAUUUUGUUUUCCUGUAAUGAGUAAAAGAAUAUUGCUAUUCUUA
Messenger RNA from Fundulus heteroclitus (mummichog), 2877 nucleotides. Its product is annotated as pannexin-1. Gene Ontology annotation, molecular function: channel activity. Bases 304 to 1626 code for a protein of 440 amino acids. Gene Ontology annotation, biological process: monoatomic cation transport; positive regulation of interleukin-1 production. NCBI's taxonomy places the organism in Eukaryota, Metazoa, Chordata, Actinopteri, Cyprinodontiformes, Fundulidae. The record is from RefSeq and is a predicted model, not a curated record. The transcript has 8 exons.